GUGGCGUUUCGGGAUUUUUGCCUAUAUAAAGGACAACCAAUUCUCGCAUGCAUGCAAGUCAGUGAGUAGAGCCUUUUCCCUAGUCAUCCAGCAUCAAGAUUGAGAGAUAGAGAGAGCAAUAAGAGAGCUAUGAAACCGACGAGCCUCCUCCUCCUCUUCCUCGCCAUCGCAGUCUCGGCAUCGCUGACCCUCGCCGGCGACGUGCCCAACAAGAUCCACCCGCUCCGGCCGCAGGUCGGCUCCGGCGGCCACCACAUCCCGGGCGUCUCCUGCCAGAGCUGGCGGCUCGCGGUGGAGACCGACAACAUCAAGGACUGGGACGUGGUCCCCAUGGUCUGCGAGAACUACGUCGGGAACUACAUGCUAGGCCACCAGUACCGCAAGGACUGCAACGCCGCGGGCUGGGCGGCGUACGACUACGCCAAGGGGCUGACGCUCAAGAAGGACGGGAAGGACGUCUGGAUCUUCGACAUCGACGAGACCGCCCUCUCCAACCUCCCUUACUACGCCCGCCCCGACAAUGCAUUCGGGGCGAAGGAGUACAACGAGACGACGUUCAAGGAAUGGGAGCUGGAGGGCAAAGCGCCCGCCGUGCCGGCGAUACUGUACCUGUACAAGGGGCUGCUGAAGUUAGGGUUCAAGAUCGUGUUCAUCUCCGGCAAGUCCGAGAGCCUGAGGUCCAUCACCGUCUACAACAUGAAGAAGGUGGGCUACCACACCUGGGAGAAGCUCAUCCUCAAGCAGACGUCGGAAUCCGGGACGACGGCGAUGGUGUACAAGUCGAAGAAGAGGAAGGAGCUGGAGGAGGCGGGCUACAGGAUCCUGGGGAACAUGGGGGACCAGUGGAGCGAUCUGAUGGGGAGUCACGUCGGGAACCGCACCUUCAAGGUCCCGAAUCCGAUGUUCUACAUCGCCUGAGCCUCCUCCUCGGAUUUCUUUUUUUUUUUUAAUGUCGUUCAAAGCUUCGAUCGACGUGUGUCUUGUGUCUAUGUCUGGAGUCUAUGCUGCCCCCGCUAAUCUGUGGUAUUAAGAAAGGUCCGAACGCUUAGCUAGCGACGCUGGCCAACGCGAGGAGAUCCUUUCGUCGGCAACACACAAAUAAGAGCUUAAAAGGAUGGAUUAGACUCAACCUUUGUAAUGCUUUAUGUCUUGUCGUUUAUGUUCUAGUACUAAUGGGAUAUAUUGUGAUGUGAGAUUUGCAGUAA
Messenger RNA from Eucalyptus grandis, 1205 nucleotides. RefSeq names its product acid phosphatase 1. Lineage: Eukaryota; Viridiplantae; Streptophyta; Magnoliopsida; Myrtales; Myrtaceae. The record is from RefSeq and is a predicted model, not a curated record. Gene Ontology annotation, molecular function: acid phosphatase activity. Bases 130 to 918 code for a protein of 262 amino acids. The transcript has 3 exons.